Trypanosoma conorhini is the source of this 675-nucleotide messenger RNA. Its product is annotated as alkylated DNA repair protein alkB like protein 4. The coding region runs from base 1 to 675 and encodes 224 amino acids. Gene Ontology annotation, biological process: oxidative demethylation. The record is from RefSeq and is a predicted model, not a curated record. Lineage: Eukaryota; Euglenozoa; Kinetoplastea; Trypanosomatida; Trypanosomatidae. Gene Ontology annotation, molecular function: oxidoreductase activity; demethylase activity. The transcript has a single exon.
AUGCAUAGUGGAGUCUUUAAAGGUUGUGCGGAUCAUGAAGGCGCUACGCCAAACCUCGAUCUUCGACUUGAAGGGAUUUUUGUCAUACCAGAGUUUUUAUCGAUUAUGGAUGAAGGAAAUUUGGUUAGGUUCCUUGAUGAGUCGUCGUCGUUUUCUGGUUGGAAGCAUUCUCAGAGUGGAAGAAGGAAGCAAGAUUUUGGUCCGAGAGCCAACUUUAAAAAAAGAAAACUUAAUACUUCUGGUGUAAUUGGUAUGCCUAAAGAGUUGGAGAGUAUCAUGAAAAGGAUCCAGUUGGUUGUAAGACAGCUAACUAUGAAGGAGUACCAUAUAGUUGAGGUCUCCGCGUUAGAGUAUACCAAUGCCAACAGCAGUAGUAUUGACCCUCAUAUUGAUGAUACUUGGCUUUGGGGUAAUCGUAUUGGUGGACUAAAUCUGUUAGAAGAUACCGUCAUGACGUUUGUGAAUAGUGAAGGAGCAGCUGUUGACGUGUUUCUACCUCGUGGCGCAUUCUUUCUGCUAUCAAAUGUUAGUCGCUAUGAUUGGCUGCAUGGUAUUCGCUUAGAGAAUAUUAAAAAACGCCGCAUAUCCUUCACGUUCAGAGAGUUUUCUGAUGCUUUAGACGUCGAUGAUGAAGUUAUUAAGGAUGUGAUGAAAAGGACCUCCAUCUUUGUCUAG